GUGUGUAGGGGGGAGUGUCUGCGCCUCCCCGCCCGCAGGGCUCCCAAGACUGGUAUCUGGGUCUCGUCCCCGCCCAACAGGCCAGACUGGGGUUUGCGAGUCUCCGGCUUGGAAGGGUCCCCUGAGUCCCGGAGAGUGUCCUGCCACCGUCCAGGUAGAGGAGUCAGGGCCCUGAGACCACUUUCAAGACACAGCACGUCCUCUUGGGGUCUGGAAUCCAGGCUCGGGCUUGAGCCCCUCUUCAGCUCCUGCAUUGGUCCCAGAACCCCGCCCCCUUCCCGACACCGUCUCUCACACGCUGGAGUGGGCGCUGGGGGAAGACUGGGCCCCUCCUUUCCCUCCCCAUAGGAUAGAGUCCUGACCACUUUUCUUCGUCAAAGACUUUCCUUAUUCUCCUUUCUUUAAAUCUUAAAUCCUGAACUGUGCUUUGGUCCUACCUCAUUCCCGUUGGGACAGAAUCUAAGGCUACUAAUUCUGUUUCAGGGGGCUCUAAACCUCACCUGUGCAGCAUCAGAUACUGUCUUCAAACCUUGGCUGCUUCUCUUAUUUUCUGUUCUUGAGCGAGUCUACUUUUUAGGUCAGACACCCUCCCUCCCUGCACAGCCCCCAGAAUCUUUAUGCACCCCAGCUUUGGUUUUUAAGGUCUCCUGUUUUUCUGCCUAUUCUCUUAUGUUGAUCUCUGGAGGGUCCCCAUUGGGUCCAAGAUUGGCCUCUUUAGAAUAACUUCUGCUGCUACUCUUUUAUACUACGGAUCCUGUGCAGGUCCCAUGUUCCAUAGAUACCAUCUCCUAGCUUGGAACCCAUUUUAAUCCUAGGAUUGAGCUCCCAGUAUCCGCAUUCCAGGGGAUGUACCUUCUUGUAGGUGCCUGCCUAAAGCUGAGGGUCUAAAACCCUUAGAAGUGCCCGCAAAACCACGGCUUCCAGGGAGGUUAGGGGACCUCUCCCUCCCCCAUCCCCCUUCACGUCUUCCCUCCCCACAGUCCUGACCUGUACAUAUUUUCUUCUCAGUCCUCUCACAUUACCCACUGGGAUCUGAAAACACAGCGCUCAGGGCUCUGUGAUUACAGCAUACACCUCUCUUCGCCUCCCAACCCUGCCCUCUCCCCCGCCCCGCACACACUUCUGUCCCUCUCUAGAGUUUUGAAAAGUGGAGACUCGCCCUGGAGAUGUGGAGGCCUGAACUCUGUAAACCCGAGGUGGCAGGCUCUGGGCUUGAAGUGCCCUGGAGUCCUGAAAUGUAACCUCCUUUCUGGACUUGGAGCUGUGACCCUGGACUCCCCACCCCCACCCUGGCUGAGGGCAGGGUCUGCACUCUUUUGUACCAUCCAGGCCUUGAAAUAUGAUCUGAUGAACUUUCCUUGACCCUCUGGUGACUGGGUCCCCCCACCUCAAUUAAAUCAAGUUGAUCCUUCUUUCAGGUUCUCUAAACUGUGAGCUUCCAUUCAAGGGGGCCUGGACCCCAGGGUGCCUUCUUUCUUCCUGAGUCCAUUGCUGCCCCUCCGAGUACCUUAAAUGUCAUUGAAACAUCCCCUUUUUUACAGGGACCUUCCCCAGCCUGUCAUAUUCAUGGCUGCAGAUUCUGUCUUAUGGGGGUGCAUCACAGACUGCUCGGAGGGAUGAAUGUUGGGGGCUUGUUGGUGAACUUUGAAAUCUGAGACUCUCAGCUUGAGACUUGGAGGCAGGUUUGGGGCAGGGGUGUCUGUGAGCUCCCUGAAAUAGUCCGCAGCACACAUCUCCACUUUCCUGGAAAGAGGCGCCUUCCUGAGCUUCCCCCAGUGCUCCGAGGGGCCUGUGCUGGAGGAAAGGUUCAGUGCAGCUGCUGUGUUUCGGCUGAUGUCUCCCCACGCGACUUCCAGGCAAGCCUGAAGUUGAAACUCUGGAAGCUGCCGGUGCCUGGCGCUGUUUAUAAACACAGCUCUGACGGCAGGCAGGUCAGCUCAGAGCCAGGGCAGGAAGUGAUCCUGGGGCAUUUGGGGCUUCUUCCUGAAUUCUUGUCCCCCCCGCAUUCCCUCCAGUGUCAAGGGCAGGCUCCUCUGAGGUGGCAGCUGCCGGGAAAUCUGAGUCGUGAACAUAUGGCCGCCUAAGGGGUGUGCUCCGGGAAGUGGGAGCUGGGGCUCCACUGUCCAGCCUGGGCGGGGCGGAGGCUCCCGGGGUGCCAGGAUGUCAGCAGGUUCCUGAGCCCACCUGCCUUCGACCAGGCUGCCAGUGUGAAGUGUCCACAUGACAUCGUCUCUCCCUGCUAAGGCCUUGGGCCACUUCCAGAAGAAACAUCUUGUCCGCAAGCCUUUUUGUUUUCUGCACAAGAACAUGGUGAUGAGUUUUCGAGUCUCCGACCUUCAGAUGCUCCUGGGUUUCGUGGGCCGGAGUAAGAGCGGACUGAAGCACGAGCUCGUCACCAGGGCCCUCCAGCUGGUGCAGUUUGACUGUAGCCCCGAGUUGUUCAAAAAAAUCAAGGAGCUGUACGAGACCCGCUACGCCAAGAAGAACUCGGAGCCUGCCCAACAGCCACACCGGCCCCUGGACCCCCUGACCAUGCACUCCACCUACGACCGGGCCAGCGCUGUGCCCAGGACUCCGCUGGCAGGCCCCAAUAUUGACUACCCCGUGCUCUACGGGAAGUACUUAAACGGACUGGGACGGUUGCCCGCCAAGACCCUUAAGCCAGAAGUCCGUCUGGUGAAGCUGCCCUUCUUUAAUAUGCUGGACGAGCUGCUGAAGCCCACCGAGUUAGUCCCACAGAACAACGAGAAGCUUCAGGAGAGCCCGUGCAUCUUCGCGUUGACGCCAAGACAGGUGGAGUUGAUCCGGAACUCCAGAGAACUGCAGCCAGGAGUUAAAGCCGUGCAGGUCGUCCUGAGAAUCUGUUAUUCAGACACCAGCUGCCCUCAGGAGGACCAGUACCCGCCCAACAUCGCUGUGAAGGUCAACCACAGCUACUGCUCAGUCCCGGGCUACUACCCCUCCAAUAAGCCUGGGGUGGAACCCAAGAGGCCGUGCCGCCCCAUCAACCUCACCCACCUCAUGUACCUGUCCUCGGCCACCAACCGCAUCACCGUCACCUGGGGGAACUAUGGCAAGAGCUACUCCGUGGCCCUGUACCUGGUUCGGCAGUUGACCUCGUCAGAGCUGCUGCAGAGGCUGAAGACCAUUGGGGUGAAGCACCCGGAGCUGUGCAAGGCACUGGUCAAGGAGAAGUUGCGCCUCGAUCCCGACAGCGAGAUCGCCACCACUGGUGUGCGGGUGUCCCUCAUCUGCCCGCUGGUGAAGAUGCGGCUCUCUGUGCCCUGCCGGGCAGAGACCUGCGCCCACCUGCAGUGCUUCGACGCCGUCUUCUACCUGCAGAUGAAUGAGAAGAAGCCCACCUGGAUGUGCCCCGUGUGCGACAAGCCAGCCCCCUACGACCAGCUCAUCAUCGAUGGGCUCCUCUCGAAGAUCCUGAGCGAGUGUGAGGACGCCGACGAGAUCGAGUACCUGGUGGACGGUUCGUGGUGCCCAAUCCGCGCCGAAAAGGAGCGCAGCUGCAGCCCGCAGGGCGCCAUCCUCGUGCUGGGCCCCUCGGAUGCCAAUGGGCUCCUGCCUGCACCCAGCGUCAACGGCAGCGGUGCCCUGGGCAGCACGGGUGGCGGCGGCCCGGUGAGUGGCGUGGAGAAUGGAAAGCCGGGCGCCGACGUGGUGGACCUCACGCUGGACAGCUCAUCGUCCUCAGAGGAUGAGGAGGAAGAGGAAGAGGAGGAGGAGGAGGACGACGAAGAGGGCCCUCGGCCCAAGCGCCGCUGCCCCUUCCAGAAGGGCCUGGUGCCGGCCUGCUGACCCCGGCCGCACACUCGACUUUCCUGGUGCUCACCACGCAGAGGGGCGCGGGCCAGCCUCAGGCACAGAGGGAGGAGUGACCUUUCUUGUUCUUUUUAUUGUCGUUCCUUUUGUUUUUCCACCCCUUUGCCUGGCUCCUGGCACCUGUACCUCUGGACUCUCCUAUGGGGGAUUAAAAAAAAAGUAAAAUGACAAAAAAAGAUACAAAAAAGAAAAAUGAAACAAAAAAGUCAAACUCUUAAAAACAAGGCCGGCCACCCACACAGCCGCCUCCCCGGCUGGAGUCCGAGCCGGGAAGGGGUAGUGGGCGGGAGGGACCAGGACGCUGCCCCGCGCCCUCCCCUCCGGAUGCCCAGCUGCCCGCCACCCUCUUCCCAUGACCAUUCCAGCCGGCGCGCAGGGCCCCGGGCGGCGGGCGGGGCACAGCCCCUCUCUGGCGACCACUUUGACGUUUGUCUCUUCCUUUGCUUUUUCUCUGCAAACACAUCCUCACCCAGAGACCCUCAUGCGCCGAGCAACGAGCGUUUUAGCCAAGAAGCCAUGGAGUGGGUUGGGGCAGGGAGGGGCAGUGGGGUGGGGGGAUGGGCGGGCAGGAUUGGGGGAUGGUGGGCGGCUGGGGAGGGUUUAGCCACAGAUGUGUUGUAUUUUUUGAAAGUGCAAUAAUUUGGUAUUUUGAAGACCCGGCGUGUGGCCAGGAACCCCCGGGGAAGGCGGGGGCCCAGGGUGCGGCACCGUGUGGCGUGGGGGGGUCUCAGUUUUCUAGCCAGCUACCUCGGUAACUCCAAUUCAGGUUAACUUCCCUACGGAACAGCACAGAUGUCCACAGAUGUCCCCAGCUGCCGCCACCACCACACCCCAGUCCUUGGGGCACAGGGGGGCGGUCGCUUCCCAAGGGGCAGCAGGGACUCCGGCCACCCCAGCUCUUGUUUGGGUUGAUUCCUCUCCUUUUUGCUCUUGGUUUUCCGACGGGUACGAGGCUGGCACCCUGUCCCCCGGGAGCCUUGCUUUUCCAGCAGGACCAGGCCAGGGGCCUCCCUCCAGUCCCCAGGGGUUCCCGGCCCCUCGCAGGCCCCACCCGUGCCCUUGGCCUCAGGGUCCAACAACUGGGGGCGCUUCCGGGGCUCUGCCUCCAGGAUCCCGCAGCUGGGCACCCCCCUCACCCCCCAGGAGACCAGGGCACAGGCAGGGCACCGGCCUUACCUGGUUCUCCAGACCUGCUGCCUGCCGUCUGUUUUGCUUUUAUCCUCCCCAGCCCAGAAUUUUCCUUUGUAUAAACAGAACUCCUAGUCAGGAAGCAAUAUCAUUUCAGGUUUCUAAAGAAAGGGACGUGCAUCUGGCCGAGGGCAGUUCAGUCUCGCUGCAGAGCCCGCAGCCCGCUGCGCAGCUCGGCCCCUCCCGCCCGCACGGGCAGCUGACGGCCGCUGUUUUCUAAUAUUUGUAUUCUAAUUUAAUUGUUUUUUAAAAAUGCAAAUAAAAAAGGUCGAGGUGAAGCCA
Chlorocebus sabaeus (green monkey) is the source of this 5304-nucleotide messenger RNA. It is a transcript of the gene PIAS4, whose product is annotated as protein inhibitor of activated STAT 4. Gene Ontology annotation, molecular function: zinc ion binding; SUMO ligase activity; transcription coregulator activity. Lineage: Eukaryota; Metazoa; Chordata; Mammalia; Primates; Cercopithecidae. The record is from RefSeq and is a predicted model, not a curated record. Gene Ontology annotation, cellular component: chromatin. Gene Ontology annotation, biological process: protein sumoylation; regulation of transcription by RNA polymerase II.